This is a messenger RNA of Phalaenopsis equestris, 1859 nucleotides long. RefSeq names its product U-box domain-containing protein 52-like. Lineage: Eukaryota; Viridiplantae; Streptophyta; Magnoliopsida; Asparagales; Orchidaceae. Gene Ontology annotation, molecular function: protein kinase activity; ATP binding. The record is from RefSeq and is a predicted model, not a curated record. Gene Ontology annotation, biological process: protein phosphorylation. The annotation marks the transcript as partial. The transcript has 8 exons.
GAAAGGAUGAGGCAGCCACUGCGCAGGCCAGAGACCUGUUUAUUCCCUUCCGCUGCUUCUGCACCCGAAAAGAUGUGAAAUGCAGCGACAUAAUCCUCGAAGACAGAGACAUAACAAAAGCCAUCAUCGAGUUCCUCUCACAAGCUGCCAUAGAAAAACUGGUCGUCGGUGCCCAAUCAAAAGGAGGAUUUGUCAGAUUGAAGAGUAGCAGCGAUGUUCCGAGCAGCAUUUCUAAGAGCGCGCCUGACUUCUGCUCUGUAUACGUUAUUUCGAAAGGCAAGGUGGCUUCGGUGCGCAAUGCUGUUAGGCCGCCACCAGUCUCUUCUAUUCGAGAGGAAGUACAUGCACAAGCGAGUUUCAAGCCCAAAGUCACAGAAAGGCCUCCACGUGAUGACUCCUUUAGUGAGGAAAGGGAAACAAUAAGGUCACCAUUCACUCGACCUGGAGCAAACCAGAGAUCAUAUAUGGAAAUCUCAGUGCCAGAAAUCGAUAUAUCAUUUGUGAGCUCAGAAACAUCAUUUCCCAGCUCUAGCUCUGGAAGGCCAAGUUUUGAUCGCCCCCCCUUACACCCAAUGCCCUCCAAUUCAUCAAACAUCUUGGAACCUAGCUCCAAUUUCAUGGGAACACCAAUUAGAAUAGACAAACAUGUCGGCUCCUUCACUGACCACUCCUGCUUACAAGACCUUCAAAACAUGGAAGAUAUGGAAGCUGAGAUGAAGAGAUUGAGAUUAGAACUGAAGCACACUAUGGACAUGUACAGCAAUGCCUGCAGGGAAGCAAUCACAGCCAAGCAGAAGGCAAUGGAGCUUCACCGGUGGAAGAUGGAGGAAGAGAACCGCUUAGAAAAAGCAAAGCUUGCUGAAGAGACUGCACUGGCUAUGGCUGAGAGGGAGAAAGCAAAGGCCAAAGCUGCCAUAGAGGCAGCCGAGGCGUCGAAAAGAAUUGCAGAGCUUGAAGCAAGGAAGAGAAUUGAUGCAGAGAUGAAGGCGGUGAAGGAAACAGAGGAGAAGAACAGAGCAUUGAGUGCAUUGCAUAAUGACAUUUACAGGUAUCGGAAGUACUCCAUAGAAGAGCUUGAGUUGGCCACCAACCGCUUCGCAGAUAGCCGGAAGAUUGGAGGUGGAGGCUACGGUCCACUGUACAUAGGCCAACUGGAUCACACAACGGUAGCCAUCAAGGUUCUACGUCCCGAUUCUUCCCAAAGUAGAUUACAAUUCGAGCAAGAGGUUGAAAUCUUGAGCCGAGUGAGGCAUCCAAACAUGGUUCUCCUCCUUGGCGCAUGCCCUGAGUAUGGCUGCCUCGUCUACGAGUACAUGGCCAAUGGAAGCCUCGACGACCGCCUCUUCCGGCGAGGAAACACGGCGCCGGUCCCUCAUGGUCCAUUAUUCGUGGUCCGUGCAACCUCCCUCCGGAUUUCCACAAUUUGGACUUUUGGCAUUGACAUGGUUGCAGCUGUUCUGUACGACAGUCCAUUUGUGUUGCUAUGUUGGCUUUCAUCAUCUGGUUCUUGUUUUCCACCAUCUGGUCUAACUCCAUCAUCUCCCUCAAUCUCUGUGGUCUUAGUAGUCGGUGUGCUGCCUUCUAAGGAUAUGUUUAUGGAAAAAAAGAAAAACGGCAAGAUAGUCUACACCUUCCUACAGACCAGCCGCAGAAGGAAUGCGAUAGGAGCCCUUCUAAAACGGCAGAAGAAGCAGGAGAUCCACGCUGUGAUUCAGCGAAAGGAGCAGGGAAUCCAGCGAAAUCCUCGCCCGUCCUCCGAUGCGAUCUCAUCGCUGCUUUCCUUCGCUGAAAUCACGGCCCUACUCGGUGUCUUCGUGCAAGGGAUCGCGGUUGCGGUUUAUUCCAUCUACUUCAAAUGA